Hemicordylus capensis (graceful crag lizard) is the source of this 1955-nucleotide messenger RNA. Its product is annotated as cytochrome P450 2C19-like. NCBI's taxonomy places the organism in Eukaryota, Metazoa, Chordata, Lepidosauria, Squamata, Cordylidae. Gene Ontology annotation, cellular component: cytoplasm; intracellular membrane-bounded organelle. The coding region runs from base 51 to 1535 and encodes 494 amino acids. The record is from RefSeq and is a predicted model, not a curated record. Gene Ontology annotation, biological process: xenobiotic metabolic process. The transcript has 9 exons. Gene Ontology annotation, molecular function: iron ion binding; oxidoreductase activity, acting on paired donors, with incorporation or reduction of molecular oxygen, reduced flavin or flavoprotein as one donor, and incorporation of one atom of oxygen; heme binding.
UCUAUCACUCUGAGAAGCUCUAGAAAAUCCAGCCAUCCUUCGCAGCUGCCAUGGAUCUCUUGGGGAGCCCCACACUGCUCCUGGUCCUCUGCCUCUCCUGUCUGUUUUUCGUGGCCAUGAGGAGGAAGAGGGCCAAGCACAAGAACCUCCCCCCUGGCCCAACACCCCUGCCGCUUAUCGGGAACCUCCUACACCUAAACACCAAGAACAUUAUGGAACCCCUAAAGAAGAUGUGUGAAAAAUACGGACCUGUGUUCACCGUGUAUUUUGGCCCAGAGCGAGUGGUGGUUCUCCACAGUUAUGAGACAGUGAAGAAAGUUCUGGUUGAACACGGAGAUGAGUUCAUGAACCGAGGCACCUUGCCAAUAAUAGAUAAGAACAACAAAGGAUUAGGUAUGCUCAUGUCCAAUGGUGAGCGUUGGGUUCAGCUCCGCCGUUUCUCCCUCACAACCUUGAGGGACUUUGGGAUGGGUAAGAAAAGCAUCGAGGAGCGAAUCCAAGAGGAGGUCAAGCACUUGGUGAAGGAACUCUGGGCCAAAAAAGGCCAGCCCUUCAACCCAGCGUUCCUCUUCAGCUCUGCUACCUGCAAUGUGAUCAGUCACAUCCUCCUUGGAGAAAGGUUCGAUUACCAAGAUGAGCAGCUUCUCCAGAUCCUUCACUGGAUCACUGAAAGUAUCCGGAUUGAGAACUCCACUGCAGGGCAGCUCUACAACCUCUUCCCCAGGAUCAUGGACUACUUGCCUGGCCCUCAUCAAACCUGCUUCAAAAACCUCAUCCGUAUCCAUGCUUUUGUAGGCCAGAAGGUGAAAGACCAUGAGGAAACCUUGGAUGCCAACGAUCCUCGAGACUACAUAGAUUGCUUCCUCCUCAAAAUGGUUCAGGAAAAGCACAAUCCCAAGACUGAGUUUACUAGAGAGAACCUGAUUAUGACGGUUUAUGACAUAUUCUUUGCCGGGACAGAAACCACCAGCACCACUUUGAGAUACUUCUUCAUGGUCCUGACAGAACACCCAGCAGUGGAAGCAAAGAUCCACGAGGAGAUAGACCGAGUGAUAGGCCGGGAGCGCCCUCCUGUUAUGAAGGACCGCCCUCAGAUGCCGUACACGGAGGCCGUCCUACACGAGGCCCAGAGGUUUCUUGAUUUAGCCCCUUUAGGGCUCAUCCGUAUGCCAAGACAGGACGUUGAAAUUGAAGGCUUUACCAUACCCCAGGGAACCACCAUCUUUCCCAUGCUGACCUCUGCACUGCAUGACCCCAAACAGUUUAAAAAUCCACAUUUGUUUGACCCAAAACAUUUCCUGGAUGAAAAGGGAAACUUCAAGAAGAAUGGAGCAGACAUACCUUUUUCUGCAGGGAAGAGGAACUGCCUAGGAGAGGGUUUGGCCCGAAUGGAGCUCUUCUUAUACCUCACCAGCAUCCUGCAGAACUUUCGUCUCAAGCGCCCUCCAGGAGUCACCAAAAUCGACCUCACACCGGAUGUCAGUGGGAUAAUGAAUGUACCACGCCAAGUCCAGAUCUGCUUCUGCCCACGCUAAUCAGCUGCCUCCCCACCCAUAGCAUUGCUGGGGGUCUCCCAAGGACUUCCACCUUCUCUCACUGAGUCACUAUAUAGCUACAAAAUAGAUAUUAGCCUUUUGGGGUUCAGGAUUAGAACUGCUUCUUAGCUUCUGUACUUUCAGGAUUCUGGGAACUGGACUUUCAGAAGGCUUCACAGCAUUCUCUACGGAAGGCACAGACAUGCUGUUUCUUUGUUAGCAGCCUGGAUCAUUUUUGAUGCCAUGGUGGCUAUCAGAAUUACCACACUCAUGAUAAAGUGAAGUAUGGCUGUGCCUUACUUCAUUCAUCCAGAGAGUGGAUUCAUUUUCAAUGACAAACGAUGAAUCCACUCUCUUUUGCUACCAGAGAAUCGACUCUCAGAACACCUUUGAAAGAAUAAAACCCAGUACUCCAUGGGC